AUUAAAUAUUGGAUCUUCCCUUCCCGUCGUUACAACCCCGGUUGGAAUUAUUUGGACAAAACCCAGUAAUUUUCUGCCCAGAUUUGGAUGUGUUCCGAUGUUAGAAAGUGUUUGAAAUUUCACAUAGCUCUCAUCCUUGUGAUGCAUGCAGCGUUUUAAAGGGACAAGAUCUGCAAGGUGUCCUUCCUCCUUCUCUGGCGAAGUUACCCUUCUUGAAGACCAUCGAUCUCACUCGAAACUACUUGAGUGGUUCAAUUCCCCCAGAAUGGGCCUCUACCAAAUUGGAGUAUUUGUCGGUGGUUGUGAAUCGCUUGUCUGGACCGAUUCCAAAGUUCUUGGGGAAUAUGACUGCUCUUGCGUAUUUAAAUUUAGAGAACAAUAUGUUCAAUGGAACUGUUCCACCCGAGCUUGGGAAGCUUGCCAAUUUGCAGAAUCUCAUUCUCGGUGCUAAUAAUCUCACUGGGGAAUUGCCAAAAGAGCUUAAUGCUCUUACAAACUUGACAGAGCUAAGACUGAGCAGUAAUAUGUUCACUGGGAAAUUGCCCAACUUUCAGAGUUGGAAAAGUCUUCAACAAUUAGAGCUUCAAGCAAGUGGAUUUGAAGGACCCAUACCUUCAAGUAUUUCUGUAUUGACCGACAUGGUUGAACUUAGAAUAAGUGACCUGAAUGGCGGAGGUGCCUCCAGAUUUCCAGCAUUAAACAGCAUGACUGGCAUGAAAAAGUUGAUGUUGAAGGGCUGUAAUAUCUUUGGGAGGAUACCGGACUUGACUCAUAUGACGAACUUGCAAUAUUUGUAAUUUCUGCCACUUGAUUUUUCUUUCUUUCCUUAGUGAUUCAUUAUUAUAUUUAUGUUCCUUUGGGGGAAAUUCUAGACUGCCACUUGAAUACAUUUACAUUUCAAGAAUUUACUACUCCUUCCUUCCCAACAUUAAAGUUUCACUUUCCUUAUUUGGUGUCCCAAAAUUAAAAGUCUCAAUUCCAUUUUUGGAAUACCCAACUCACUUAAAAUACUGUAAUACAUCUACUUUUUUCCACUCACAUUUUUCUACCAACCCCCGUUUCUUUCCCAUCCUAAUUAACAUUUGGGCAGUGAUAGGUGCACCCGCUAAAAUACUAAAUACACCCUAUCAACUUCAUACAUCCCGUGAUGCAUAAUUGUGUUAUUUAAAAAAAAUUAUAUAAACUCUAUAGGUUUAA
Molecule: messenger RNA, 1197 nt
Organism: Cuscuta campestris
Lineage: Eukaryota; Viridiplantae; Streptophyta; Magnoliopsida; Solanales; Convolvulaceae
Source: the annotation of a GenBank genome assembly